GGACCUGGCCAACAAAGAAAAAUAUACUACAUUGAGUUCAGGACACCCAUCGGUCCAAGCUCGAGGCAGAUCCGGCGAUGAGAAUACCUUGCCGCAAAGCAAUGUCACGGGUUGCUUUGUUUUGAUGAGAUCUUAUAAACCGUGAGCCCGUCGACUUCACUUUCUGCAGCGAGGCACGUAGCAAAGUACGAAUGAAGCACCGAUGUCGUGAUGGGCCAGUACGAAUCCAGUGAUACCGGUACGAAUAAAGUACGGGAGUCCGUCCAAUGACCGCAGCCAACCCAUAUCCAGUAUGACCGCCGUCAGUCCGGUACAUAAAAUGAACAGAUGACCUACAUGCUUUGAGCACCCGAGGCCUUUUUCUACUCUUCGAGGUCUGAGUUUGUGUCUUCGAUUUCACCAUGGCGUCCUCCCAACAAAAAUAUCCUGAAGAGCUUCAGUCCUCCGAAGAAUUGCAGUUACAGCGAUCACUUCAAGCAGAGGAACACAAGAAAUUGCGCCGUAAAGUAUUAUGGAAGCUGGAUGUACACAUCUUACCACCACUGGCUCUGCUAUGGCUCGCAAAUUUUAUUGACAGAACCAACGUUGGAAACGCCAGGAUUGCCGGCCUUGAAACCGAUACUCACUUGGUUGGAAAUCAAUUCAACAUCGCAUUAGCAGAGUCCACGCCCACUAAUGUUUCUUUAGCCUCUAAUUGGGUCCUCAAGAAAUUGAAAGCCAAUCGGUGGCUUCCAUUUAUAGUUCUCUGCUGGGGUGCAGUUACUACCCUAAGUGGCCUCAUUCACAAUUUCGCAGGAUUGGUCGCCAUUCGCGUCUGUCUUGGGUUUUGCGAAGGAGGGCUCCUCAGUGGAAUAGUUCUGUAUUUGAGUACCAUAUAUAAGCCUCAUGAAUUGCAGCUCAGAAUCGGCAUAUUCUAUGCGUCAGCCUCGCUCUCAGGAGCUUUCGGAGGCCUUCUUGCUACGGCUAUCCUAAAAAUGGACGGCAUUGGUGGUUUGGCAGGAUGGCGAUGGAUCUUCAUUCUCGAAGGAAUCGCCACAUGCCUACUCAGUAUCAUGUCAACUUUUGUGUUACCAGCAGAUCUCUCUACAGCUUAUUUUUUGACAGAGGAAGAAAGAGAAUAUGCAGUGCAGCGGUUUCAUGAUUCACAGGUAUUGACCUCUGCGGUACCUGCUCCGAAUGCUAUGUCUGGGGGAACGGAUAUGUUUGCCAAGUCAGAUAUCGAUCAACUACACCAACAAUCGAAUACGCUAGGCUCACCACAAGCUGAAGAGGAGUUCGAAUGGAGAGAAGUUGUUCGAGGUAUAACUGAUCCUCAGUGUUGGUUGACCGGUGUCGCAUAUGGUUGUAUCCUUGUGAGCCUGUACUCUUUCUCGUUGUUCCU
This is a messenger RNA of Serpula lacrymans var. lacrymans S7.9, 1381 nucleotides long. RefSeq lists its product as uncharacterized. Gene Ontology annotation, cellular component: membrane. Gene Ontology annotation, biological process: transmembrane transport. Lineage: Eukaryota; Fungi; Basidiomycota; Agaricomycetes; Boletales; Serpulaceae. The record is from RefSeq and is a predicted model, not a curated record. The annotation marks the transcript as partial. Gene Ontology annotation, molecular function: transmembrane transporter activity. The transcript is spliced from 11 exons.